CUCUCUCUCUCUCAAUUUCUCUUCUGUAGUCCGUUAAUGGCGAUCUGAGACACGCACGAGUCCAAUUGUUUCCUCUUGAGAGAGACAAGGAGACGCAAGACGGCGAAAAGCUUUUAGCUGAAAUAUAGGGUUUUCGUUUUCUCUCCUUCGCUUGAUUUUUUUUGGCUCUCCCUUUCUCUCGGAUUUAUAUUCUUCUCGUCGCCAUUGCCGCCGAAGAGGCGAAAGAACACGCGGGAAAGGGGACGUGAACAUAGGGGGAGGGAGACAGAGAGAGAGAGAAAGUUAGAGAGCAACAAUGUCGACAUUGGAUUCUAUCGACGCGUUUCUCUUCUCUCUCAGCAGAGCCUUCUGUAGCCCUUUUGCUAUUUUCAUUCAGAUCCAGGGAUGUCUUAUCUGCUUGGUUCUUGCUCUCGGAUGGUUCUUGGCCGCCUAUGUUAGGAACAGAGAGAUUAAGAGAAUGAAAAUAAGAAUGAAAACGGGUAAUAGCUUUGCAUUCCUUUGUGAAGAUAUCAAUGAACUUGAACACUCUAAUCAGGUCAAUCUUCCUAGAGUGUCGGUCAUCAUGCCUUUAAAGGGUUUUGGAGAACACAAUUUGCAUAACUGGAGAAGUCAGAUUACUUCUCUCUAUGGUGGCCCGUUGGAAUUUCUUUUUGUUGUUGAGAGUAUUGAAGACCCUGCAUAUCAUGCUGUUUCCCGCUUACUCUCUGAGUUUCAGGACUAUGUUGAUGCAAAGAUUGUGGUUGCUGGUUUGGCAACAACUUGCAGUCAGAAAAUUCAUAAUCAAUUGGUUGGAGUUGAGAAAAUGCACAAAGAUACCAAAUAUGUGCUAUUUCUGGAUGACGAUGUUAGACUACACCCUGGAACAAUCGGAGCCCUCACAGUGGAGAUGGAGAAAAAUCCAGAGAUAUUUAUCCAAACUGGAUACCCUCUUGACCUGCCUUCCGGAACACUGGGGAGUUAUUGCAUCUACGAGUACCACAUGCCUUGCUCAAUGGGUUUUGCAACCGGUGGACAAACAUUCUUUCUGUGGGGAGGAUGCAUGAUGAUGCAUGCUGAUGAUUUCAGAGAAGAUCGAUAUGGUGUUGUCUCUGGGUUAUGUGAUGGUGGAUAUUCUGAUGAUAUGACACUUGCAGCCAUUGCAGGGGCUCACAAGAGGCUCAUUACAUCACCUCCAGUUGCUGUUUUCCCUCAUCCUCUUGCCAGUGAUCUAAGUUUCGGGAGGUACUGGAACUACUUGAGGAAACAAACCUUUGUGCUAGAAUCGUAUAUAUCAAAAGUUAACUGGGCGAUGAACAAGGCUUUAUUUGCAACCCACUGCUAUCUUUCAUGGGGCUUCAUUACACCAUAUUUUAUGGCUUUGAUCCAUGUCACAUCAGCCUUAAGAAUAUAUAUCAAGGGAUAUCAACUCGAGGACAUAUCCUUUGCCUCCAGAGGUAUGUUGCUCGUUAUAUCUCUAGCAAUAUGCACCUUUGCGGAACUUUUGUCAAUGUGGAAUUUGACGAGGAGAGAAGUUCUGCUAUGCAAUAUGUUGUCCCCUGAGGCUCCUCGACUCUCUCUUGCAACUUAUAACUGGGGACUUGUUUUCAUUGCAAUGCUGGUGGACAACUUCCUCUACCCGAUCUCUGCUCUCCGUUCUCAUUUCUCUCAAUCCAUAAACUGGUCUGGAAUCCGAUACCACUUGAAGAACGGAAAGAUAUACAAGAUUGAGAGAAGAAAGGACAUGGUUCCCAUAAAGACAGACUUAGGAGGAAAACAUUUGUAUGGUAAGAAGGGAGUUCCUCAGAAAGCGGCGUUCCUAAGCUCACUGGGGAGAAAUUUGGUUCAUUGGCGUCAACCCAAGAAGUUUGACAUUUAGUUUCAACACUCUAGGAGGAGAGAGCAGCUAAAAAAGGCUCAUUUUCUGGUGGACUUUUUUUUUUUCCUUGUGAUUCUUUUCCCAUGGAAGGUUUGAUCUUUUUGUUUGAUGGGCAUGCAUGGUUUUGGAUGCAUCAUCAUCACCAUCAUCAUCUUGCAGGAGAAAUCUCUUUGGGAAGCAUUUGUAUUGAUUGAUUUUUUUCUUCUUUUUUAUUGGUGGGUUUUGUUUUUGUUAAAUGGUGUUUUUUUUUAAACUUAGUCGUUCAUAUAUUCAUGUUCAAUCCAUUGGAUAUUGUAUUGUUUCUCUUGAGGCUCAGUUUGAUAUAUGGCUCUAGGGCUUGGAUUCUGUAAUUUCCCUUCACAUUUUUUUGUUAUCUCAUCGUCUUGUUAGUUUGUCAAUGUAAGAUAAAGGAAGAGUGCAUUAUUGAAUCUAUUGGGA
Molecule: messenger RNA, 2293 nt
Organism: Tarenaya hassleriana
Lineage: Eukaryota; Viridiplantae; Streptophyta; Magnoliopsida; Brassicales; Cleomaceae
Exons: 14
Coding region: 296-1855 (519 amino acids)
Biological process (GO): glucosylceramide biosynthetic process
Cellular component (GO): membrane
Molecular function (GO): ceramide glucosyltransferase activity
Source: RefSeq, a predicted model, not a curated record